Messenger RNA from Oppia nitens, 3129 nucleotides. RefSeq lists its product as uncharacterized. The record is from RefSeq and is a predicted model, not a curated record. Lineage: Eukaryota; Metazoa; Arthropoda; Arachnida; Sarcoptiformes; Oppiidae. The coding region runs from base 1 to 3129 and encodes 1042 amino acids. The transcript is spliced from 12 exons.
AUGUUUAAAUUUAUAGCAAUGGUACCACUCGUCUCAUUUCUGGCAGCUUUAAGAAUACUUACAGAAGCCCAAAGUUGUAACAAUGGAUUAGGAAAAUUGGUUUAUGAGAAAGUUGUAGAUUACAAACUCAAUGGUAACGUAGGCUUUGGAACAAAUCAAAUAACCAAAGAAGUGAUAACAAAAAAUGAUGAACCAAUUAAAGUGUUAGAAGAAUGUAUACGUCGGUGUCAAGAGGAUAGACUGACCACAAUAGCUAAUUGCUUGUCGUUUGACUUUUCUCCGGGUCGGCGGCGGUCCAGUCCUUUCAAAAAUCCUCCUGAAUACGAAACCUCCAGUUGUACUCUAUAUAAUGAUAGGGGAAGUCCUGAUGGCGAAGAAACUUUGGUCAAAGAAGAAAACUAUUGGCAUUACAAUGAAGUUUGUCUCACAUCAGCUAAAGUUAGCACUCAAUGUCCUAAUCGUCUCUAUAUAUUUGAGAGAAUACCCGGAUAUAAAUUGCAAAUGAGUGACGACAAAGAGUUUACCACAAAAAAUAGGACCGAAUGUGAAGAUAAAUGUCUUAACGAAAUGACAUUUGUUUGUAGAAGUGCUUCUUAUAACAGAAAAACAAGUAAAUGUCGAUUAAGUACUGAAACACGUUAUAUAAAUCCCCAAAAUUUCAAAGUCGACCCUAACUCUGAUUAUUUGGAAAAUAUGUGCAUUCAAAGUGGAUCUGAAAUGUGCUCUUGGAGUGCAUUUAUUCUGGAAACAGCCAAACAAUUGGAUGCGAUAUAUGAGCGGACACUUAUCACAGCCAAUGAAUUCAAUGAGUGCUCCAAUGCUUGCUUCGAGAGUUUGGAUAAAAAUGGAUUUCUUUGUCGAGCCUUUGCUUUUGAUGAAACGGGACAGACAUGUAUUCUCUACGAUGAGGACCCACUUUCUUAUGAAGAGAUCACAUCAACUGAUUCCUCUCAAAAUCAAUAUAAAACCAGACAAUUAAAGCCUUCUGCUGCUAAUUUGUACAGAUUUUUGUGCGCAAGUGAUGAAAAAGAUCGAAGCGGAAGUGGUAUAUAUCCGCACAGUUAUGCCAGUCAUUUAUAUGAACAAAGAGCAGGCUUUCAUAGCGGUGCUCCCGGUAUUGCCAGUCCUGAAGCAAUAUAUGGUGGAACUGGUGGAACAUAUCAACCGUGGAAUAAUGGUUAUCAAGGAAGAGAUCAUCAUAGAGGAGGCUUUAGUUAUGAUGAGUAUGGACCGGGAGGUUAUACAUCUAGAAGAGGAUUUACAUCAAAUUAUGCGUCACCUAAUCGAUACCCGGGAUAUGGUGUACCACCUUAUGGUUCAUUCAGUCAAAAUAUGAUGACACAUACAAGCCAUCCUAUUAGUACAAUUGGUGGUAGUGCUAGUGGAUCGGGAUCUGGUAGUAUUUCUGGACAAUCAUCUCAAAUGCCACCAACCUAUGGAAUUCCUUACAAUGUAGGAUCUGGUGGUUCUUAUAAUUCAAUUCAGGCUCCAUAUCCACCACAAAAAGGAACAGAUUUGUGUAAAUAUUCAUCAGUUUCGAGUGUCGGACCUCCAGUUACGGCUCGUUUUUCACGAAUUGGAUUUAGUUCUCGUCUUCGAAGUCAAUAUGUGUUCAAAGUUGUUCGGGCGGAUAAACUUGAAGACUGUGAGCGGGCCUGUACUGAGACCAGAGAUUUUGUUUGUAAAUCAUUUAAUUUUCGGGCAUUUUUUCCGGACAACUGUGAACUCAGUCAUUUCGACUCAAAAGAAUUCAAAUACGAUAACCCAACCUAUUUUGAACAUAACUCUCAAUAUGAUUAUUACGAGCGUUCAGACAUAGCUACAGCUCCGGGCGGACCAACAACUAGUGCUGACUGUAUGGAAGUAACUCAAACCUGUACUCCGGAAGGCAUGGAAUUCAGUUUACGAACUUCUGAAUCAUUUUAUGGCCGCAUAUAUACCUAUGGGUUCUAUGAUUCGUGUUUUUAUGACGGAAAUGGAGGUACAACUAGUCUAUUGAGAAUAAGUCGGGCUAAUGGGUUUCCACGUUGUGGUACUCAACAAUACGGUGAUGCCAUGACCAACAUUGUGGUCGUUCAGUUCAAUGAUUAUGUACAGACCAGUAGAGACAAGAAGUACAAUCUAACAUGUUUUUUCUCGGGACCCGGAGAAGCAGUGGUCACUUCUAACUAUUUGGACACUAAAACGGAUGGUCGACAUCCGACCCAAAUUGAACACUUGCCCGCACAGAAUAUUCUCACUUCUAAUGUUGUGCUUAGAGUUCUAUAUAGAGGAACGCCUACUAAUACUAUAGUUGUGGGAGACUUACUUACUUUCCGUUUGGAAGCCCGAUCGCAAUAUCGAUAUGACUUAUAUAACAAUGAUAUAUUUGCUGCAAAUGUCAUAGCAAAAGAUCCCUAUACCGGUCGACAGGUGCAUUUGGUUGACUCCAAAGGAUGCCCAGUCGACUUGUAUGUAUUCCCAGAAUUACAUAAGACACCAGACGGUGCCCUCGAAGCAGAAUUCUAUGCUUUUAAGAUUCCAGAUUCAAAUUUUCUUGUAUUUCAAGCAACUGUACGCACCUGUAGAGGUCCCUGUGAACCGGUAAUUUGCAAUGAUAGAGGAAGGGGGUCGGGAUCUUUCCCAUCAUGGGGUAGACGCAAGAGGUCAGUCAAUUCUACAAAGGAAUCUACAAUUAAAAGCAAUUUCACCGAAGAAGCUGAUGAAGUGCACGAAUUGCUUAGAGUUUAUCUUUCAAGAGAGGACGUACCACCUCCUGAAAGUAAACCUCAAAUUAAUCCGUUAACUGUUUCAUCAAAAAUUUGUGUCCCGCAUACGGGCUAUUAUAUGUUGGUCACUGUCCUUACUAUAUUGACUUCUAUUUUAAUGAUCAUAAGUGGAACCGCAGCUCUUGUUUACUUUAAAAGAAGCAAAUCUGAGACAAAAUCAGUUGAUAUACUAAAACCAAAACAAACAAAUGGCAACUUUUAUGUAAAUGCAUUGCCACCGACACAAUCAAUGGCAUCUCAUCAUAAAUUUGAAGACCCGAGUGAACCCAUAUAUACUGAUCCAUCACUUUUUGAACGAUCGCGAAGUUUAAGAAGUGUGACAACAGUUUCAAAUUUUGCAAACAUAGGUUGCAAUCAAUAA